This is a messenger RNA of Trichomycterus rosablanca, 1428 nucleotides long. RefSeq names its product galactose-3-O-sulfotransferase 4 (gene gal3st4). Gene Ontology annotation, cellular component: membrane. Lineage: Eukaryota; Metazoa; Chordata; Actinopteri; Siluriformes; Trichomycteridae. Gene Ontology annotation, biological process: glycolipid biosynthetic process. Bases 1 to 1428 code for a protein of 475 amino acids. Gene Ontology annotation, molecular function: galactosylceramide sulfotransferase activity. The transcript has 4 exons. The record is from RefSeq and is a predicted model, not a curated record.
AUGCUGUUCAGACGCUCUGCGAGAAAGAUGCGGUGGCUGGGGUGCUUUAGGCUUGGACCCAUGUGGAAAGCACUCCUGGUGUUUGUGGUCAUUGCCUUUGCUGGCCAGCUCCUUGCAGUCCUCUUUAAUAAAAGCUGGGUGCAGCAGGAGCGGCCUCGCUCUCUGUUCUCUCUCUCAGAGAACAACCUGGGGUCUUCUCUGGGUUCUUGCCGGCCCCACAGUCAUGUCAUGUUCCUGAAGACCCACAAGACAGCAAGUAGCACCAUUCUCAACAUGCUCUACCGCUUUGGUGAGGAGCAUGGCCUACAGUUUGCCCUGCCUGUGGGUUACCAGUUUGGUUAUCCACUCCCCUUUAUAGCCCAAAGGGUCAAAGGAUACAAGGGUGCCCAUGUGGCUGAGUUUGACAUAAUGGGAAAUCAUAUGCGCUUCAACAAGGCAGAGGUGGAGAAAGUCAUGCCUGCUGACACAUUCUAUUUCUCCAUUUUACGAGACCCUGUGGCAUUAACUGAGUCCUCUUAUGCAUACUACAAAAAUGUUGCACCUGCCUUUCGACAUGCAAAAGGACUGGGUGAUUUUGCAGAUAACCCAUAUAAAUAUUAUGAACCCAGACUUCGCAACAAUCACUACGCUCGCAACCUGCUGUGGUAUGACUUUGGGCUAGAUCAUAAUGCCAACUUCUCUUUGCCUCUUGCAAAACAUGGUGAAGCAGUUGUACGACGCAACUUUAAACUCAUCCUUUUGUCUGAGUACUUUGACCAGUCUAUGGUGCUGCUCCGUCAUGCUCUUUGCUGGCCGCUGGAUGCCGUUGUCUCAUUUAGCCUGAAUGCCAGGCAGCAGAUGCCCAAGGGCAGGUCCAGCUGGGUGGGAAGGGCUGCUGUUCCAGCAUAUUUGUUGCUGACUGAAGAGCAACGACAGAAGCUGCGUGAGUGGAAUGCACUGGACUGGCAUUUGUAUCAAACCUUUAACCAUACUUUCUGGGGAGAAGUGGAACGUUUCGGCUGGGCCAGAAUGGAGGCUGAGGUGGCCUUAUUAAGGAGCAGACGAGAGGCUUUGGCCCGAGUGUGUCUACGUGAUGGCGGUCGGCAAGUGGAGGCCAACCGUAUUCGGGACAGGGCCAUUCGUCCCUUUCAGAGUGGUUUGGUGAAGAUAUUGGGUUAUGAGCUUCAGUCUGGACUGGACAAUGCCACGAGACAAGCCUGUCUACGCAUGAUCAGACCAGAAAUACAGUACAAGGACAUAUUGGAUCUUUGGCAGUUUCCACGUCCACAACAACCUCAAGUUGCUGCAGGUGAGGUUGUUGUUAGAAAAGACUCAUCUCCUAACAGGACUGGAGAGCAUAAAGGGAAGGCAUUGGAGAAGGAUUUUGGAACCGUACUGGUACAUAAUCAGUCUAUAGGGCAUGUGGACAUUAAGGAAAAGCUGAGAUAG